Messenger RNA from Spirometra erinaceieuropaei, 714 nucleotides. The record is from the annotation of a GenBank genome assembly. Lineage: Eukaryota; Metazoa; Platyhelminthes; Cestoda; Diphyllobothriidea; Diphyllobothriidae.
AUGACGGAAACGAGGAAGUUUCCGAAACGUCAGUUCGAAUACAAGAUGGUCCAUGGAUUCGCCCUCUCUUCUUCUUCGUCUUCUUCGGGAGAUGAUGAACGCGAUACAAUGUCUGGACCUCGAAUCUUUACGCAUAUCGAUGUAUGCUAUGGGCGCACAGCCCUCCGCUCACCACGCAGAUGGGAGACCUUCGCGAAGCGGGAGUCCUCCACCUACGCUCAGCUGAAAUUCCUGCACAGGUGCCUUGAUGAGGACGUCCUACCGAAAUGCCUCAGAUAUAGACCGCCUGUGAACACUGACCUUUGCCGACGGACGAUGGCAGACUUCAAGAAGAAAAUGAUCAGGGUACUGAUACGAGACUGUCACGCCCGCAUCCACAAGUACCGCCAGAUGAUUGAACAUCAUUCGUCAACUUGCCAGUCGAUCUUUACGGCACACGAGAUAGGGAUCCUCAAAGCUGCAAUUCUCGACAGCGCUCGGCGUCAUCGCCAGUUGCGUGAUGACCAGUUGUCUGGAAAAUUUGAGAAAAUAAUUCCGCCAGAACAGCCCUCUGCUGACGGUGCCUUGGUUCACAACUUGUCCUCCCAUCAUUUCACUCAGCAACAACUAGCGGUUCUAUCCUAUGACGCGAAGUUCAGCACAAGAGAUGCUCAAACAGAAGACUUUAUUGCAUCCUUUGAAUCGGCGCUCCAGAAGUGUGAGCCAGGCGAGUAG